Messenger RNA from Lagopus leucura (white-tailed ptarmigan), 590 nucleotides. Its product is annotated as procollagen galactosyltransferase 1-like. Gene Ontology annotation, molecular function: procollagen galactosyltransferase activity. The record is from RefSeq and is a predicted model, not a curated record. The transcript has 3 exons. Lineage: Eukaryota; Metazoa; Chordata; Aves; Galliformes; Phasianidae. Bases 133 to 564 code for a protein of 143 amino acids.
GAUUCUGUGGAGUUGCCUCCGUCCCCCUUUGAUUUGGGGGGGGUUGGAUUUCCCCGCUGUAGGAUUUCCCCCUCUUUGCAGUUCCUGGAUGCUGACAACGUCCUGACCAACCCCGACACGCUGGGGCUGCUGAUGGCGGAGAACAAAACGGUGGUGGCUCCCAUGCUGGAUUCCCGUGCUGCCUAUUCCAACUUCUGGUGUGGGAUGACGGCUCAGGGUUACUACAAACGCACCCCCGCCUACCUGCCCAUCCGCAAGCGGGAGCGGCGCGGCUGCUUUGCGGUGCCCAUGGUGCAUUCCACCUUCCUGCUGGACCUGAGGAAGGAGGCGGCGCAGCGCCUCGCCUUCUACCCCCCUCACCCCGACUACACCUGGCCCUUCGACGACAUCAUCGUCUUCUCCUUCUCCUGCAAGCAGGCAGAGGUGCAGAUGUUUGUGUGCAACAAGGAGCCCUAUGGAUUCCUGCCGGUGCCGCUGCGCUCGCACAGCACGCUGCAGGACGAGAGGGAGAGCUUCAUGCACGUCCUGCUGGAGAUCAUGGGUGGGUGCUGGGCCCGAACCUGAACCCUAACCCUUAACCCUUAACCCUG